Molecule: messenger RNA, 102 nt
Organism: Peronospora matthiolae
Lineage: Eukaryota; Oomycota; Peronosporomycetes; Peronosporales; Peronosporaceae
Source: the annotation of a GenBank genome assembly
AUGGUCGGGGCAGUAAACCCAUUGGUCAACCUGCCGGAUGCUUUUGUGCCGUCGUCGAUUAAUCAAACGGCCACGUCAACAAAGUUCUGUCAAGAUAUUUAG